Messenger RNA from Hevea brasiliensis (rubber tree), 2147 nucleotides. RefSeq names its product probable fucosyltransferase 7. Gene Ontology annotation, biological process: cell wall biogenesis; xyloglucan biosynthetic process. Gene Ontology annotation, cellular component: Golgi apparatus; membrane. NCBI's taxonomy places the organism in Eukaryota, Viridiplantae, Streptophyta, Magnoliopsida, Malpighiales, Euphorbiaceae. The coding region runs from base 215 to 2050 and encodes 611 amino acids. Gene Ontology annotation, molecular function: galactoside 2-alpha-L-fucosyltransferase activity. The record is from RefSeq and is a predicted model, not a curated record. The transcript has 4 exons.
AAACUCUCUAAAUACAUCCCAUAAUGAUAUAAUUCUCAUUGAAGAAAGGAGAGCAACUGAACUAUAACUCUUGACAUUCUUGUCAUCUUCAGAAAUGGAGGUUGAUCAUGGCACAGGAUUUCAAAGGUUAAGAACAUUGAAGAAAAGUUCUUAGGUUCUUGAACAGGAAUUGUGAAAUGCACUUUUUUCUUUUGCUGGUAGAGACAUAGAAACGAUGAAAAUCUUUCAGGUGAGCAAAGAAAUGUUGGGGUUUGAUUCCAAGAGCUUCACAACAGCUCUCGUUGUGUGUUUAAUAGCUUUGCCUGUGUCAAUAAUGGUGUCAAUGAUUUAUCGAAACUCAAAGUUUGAGAUAAGUCCAGUCUCCGGAGGAAAUGCUCAUUCUGGAGUUGAAUCAGAAAUCCAUUCUGCCGAAUCCGCCAUCUUUCCUACUGGAAAACUGCUAAAUGGAACUUUGGAACCCAGAAUUAACCAAGAAUCAGAUUCAAGAAAUGUUUCCUCUAAACCUACCAGCAAGAAUGCUGACAAACUGCUGAAUGGAAAUUCAAAUCCAGAACUUGACAAAGAAUCAGGCUCAAGAAAUGACUCUCCUCAGGCUCAGCCUACCAGAAUAGCUGAUGAUAAAUUGCUUCAAGGACUUGUACCUCCUGGAAUAUUGGAUGAAGGAUCCUGCUUAAGCAGAUACCAAUCUAUUCUAUAUCGAAAACUUUCAUCACAUAAGCCCUCUUCCUAUUUCCAUUCAAAACUGCGCGAGUAUGAAGAUCUUCAUAAACGAUGUGGACCUUACACGAAAUCUUAUAACCGAACAGUAAGAAGACUAGGAGCUAGCCACACAAGUAGAAGUACCAGUGGGUGUAAAUACAUUGUCUGGAUACCUGCAAAUGGCUUGGGGAACAGGAUAAUAAGCAUGGCUGCAACAUUUCUCUAUGCUAUCCUCACAAAUCGAGUGCUACUUGUUGAUCAUGAAGCCGAUAUGGCUGAUCUCUUCUGCGAGCCAUUUCCUAAUUCAUCAUGGUUAUUGCCUAGAAACUUUCCUCUCAUGCAGCAAUUUGGAGUUCAGAAAAUAAGGAUUGCUCAUAGUUUUGGAAACAUGUUAAAAAGUGGCAUUAUAAAUAUGUCAAUGGAUCAAUCACUGCCUUCACAUCUAUAUCUUAAUCUUGAUCAUAGUAAUUAUGAUCUUGAUAAGAAGUUGUUCUACUGUGAUGAAAGUGAAGCACUUCUCAGAAAGGUAGAUUGGUUGAUUCUGUUGUCAGACCAAUACUUUGCCCCUUAUUUCUUCUUGAGCUCAACUUACAAGGAAGAGGUAAGUAAAUUGUUCCCUGAGAAGGAUACUAUUUUCCAUCACUUGGGUAGCUAUCUUUUCAAUCCCUCAAAUCAGGCAUGGGGUUUAAUCACCAGGUUUUACGAUGCAUACCUAGCCAAGGCUGAUGAAAGGGUUGGCCUCCAAAUAAGAGUAUUUGCUAAAACUACCCCAUUUCAAACUGUUAUAGAUCAAAUAUUUGCUUGUACUCAGAAGGAAAAGCUCCUACCAGAAAUAGAAACACAGAAAUCUGUAGCUUCCCCUUCCCAGUCCAAAAGCAAGACAUCAAAAGCUAUUUUAGUAACAUCUUUAUAUUCAGAGUUCUAUGGAAAUUUAAGUAACAUGUAUUGGACAAGACCAACUAUGACAGGUGAAAUCAUUGGAGUUUUCCAGCCAAGUCAUGAAGAGUAUCAACAAUUUGGGAAUAAUAUGCACAACAUGAAGGCAUGGGCUGAAAUAUAUCUGCUAAGUCUGAGUGAUGUGUUGGUGACUAGUGCUUGGUCUACUUUUGGCUAUGUUGCUCAGGGACUAGGAGGUUUGAAGCCAUGGAUUCUGUACAAGACAGAUGAUAAAACUAUCCCAAAUCCACCUUGUAGAAGAGACUUGUCUAUGGAGCCUUGCUUUCACUUUCCUCCAACUUAUGAUUGCCAAGCAAAGGUGAAAUUUGAUGCUGGUUCUCUGUUUCCUUACUUGAGACACUGUGAGGAUUUGAAUUGGGGAGUGAAGCUGGUCACUGACCGUAAAGAACUUUAGCUGUUAAUUUGACAAAUGAAAUAUUGCUUAUAACUUCAGCUCAUUAAUUGGAGCCUUGCCUCAGUUUUGGGGUCUCUUUAAUUUAGCCGUUAUUGCA